Rhipicephalus microplus (southern cattle tick) is the source of this 3120-nucleotide messenger RNA. RefSeq names its product glutamate--cysteine ligase (gene Gclc). Gene Ontology annotation, molecular function: glutamate-cysteine ligase activity. Gene Ontology annotation, cellular component: glutamate-cysteine ligase complex. Gene Ontology annotation, biological process: glutathione biosynthetic process. The record is from RefSeq and is a predicted model, not a curated record. NCBI's taxonomy places the organism in Eukaryota, Metazoa, Arthropoda, Arachnida, Ixodida, Ixodidae.
AGCUGAAACGGGAGGCGGCUGCCGUGAAUGAGCGUGUGAGUGGCUGAAUAAUGGGGCUGUUAAGCGAAGGAUCGCCGCUUUCGUGGCCGGAAACGAAGAAAUUAGCGAAUCACGUCCGUGAGCAUGCCGUCACGCAGUUCAUCAACCAGUAUCGGCGCCUGAAAGACCGCGAGAAUGACUGCCUCAAAUGGGGCGACGAAGUGGAGUACAUCAUCGUCUACUUCGACCACGCCAAAAAGACAGCUCAGGUGAGCCUUAGGGCGAAUGAAAUCCUGCCUGCCCUCCAGGAGAAAGAGCGUCGUGAUCCGAACAACGUAAAGUCGCUGUGGCGUCCCGAGUUCGGCGCGUACAUGAUUGAAGGUACGCCGGGGAAACCCUACGGCAGCCUCAUUUCGCACUUCAACGUAGUCGAGGCGAACAUGAAGGCCCGGCGAGACGAAGCAAGCGCGUACCUGCAACAAGGCGAGCAAGUUCUGUGCGUGACGACGUUUCCUCGCCUGGGCUGCCCCGGAUUCACCCACCCCGUGUACCAGCCGCAUCCUAAAGACAGCAACAUGCGUUCUCUCUUCUUUCCCGACGAGGCUACAUUUUCAGGCCACCCGCGUUUCAGAACCCUGGUGCGCAAUAUCCGCGAGCGUCGCGGCAAGAAAGUUGUGAUCAAUGUGCCCAUUUUCAAAGACAAAAAUACUCCCAGCCCCUUCGUCGAGGAUUACGCCAAGCUCGGCGAUGAUGGGGAGGCUGCCAAAGCGGCGUUACCGGACCAUGUCUACAUGGAUUCAAUGGGCUUCGGUAUGGGUAACUGUUGCCUCCAGGUUACAUUCCAGGCAAGCAACAUCAGUGAAGCGCGCGUGCUGUACGACCAGUUGGCACCGGUUUGCCCUAUCAUGCUUGCCUUGAGCGCGGCGUCGCCAGUGUUCCGAGGUUAUCUCACCGAGAGGGACUGCCGUUGGAACGUGAUUGUCAGCUCGGUCGAUGAUAGAACAGACGAGGAGCUGGGAUUAAAGCCGCUGUGCGAGAACAAGUUCGUCAUUCGCAAAUCACGUUACUCCACCAUUGAGUGCUACAUAUCAAAACUCGGUGAGAAGUACAACGAUGUGAAAGUCGUCUACGACCAAGACAUCUACAACAGGCUGCGAUCCGCUGACAUAGACCCGCUUUUGGCUCAGCACGUGGCUCACCUCUUCAUCAGAGACCCCAUCAGCCUCUUCAGUGAGAAAGUCGACCAGAACGAUGAAGAGGAUACUGACCAUUUUGAAAAUCUUCAGUCCACAAACUGGCACUCGAUGCGCUUCAAGCCUCCGCCGCCGAACAGCAGCAUUGGCUGGCGCGUUGAGUUCAGACCGUCUGAGCUGCAAAUGACCGAGUUUGAGAAUGCUGCCUACGUUGUCUUUGUCGUGUUGCUGACCCGUGUGAUACUCUCGUACAAGCUGAGCUUCCUUAUUCCAAUCUCAAAAGUUGACCAAAACAUGGAGGCUGCCCAGAAGCGGGAUGCCGUGCGAACUCAGAAGUUUUGGUUUCGCAAGGACAUUCUGACUUGCCACAGCCCACCUAGCCUGGCCCCAACCCUGAGUGCAGGCGGAACUGAGCAUCACGAUUUUCUCACUGAAAUGAGUAUCGAUGAGAUCAUUAAUGGAAAGCCGGGCGAAUUCCCUGGCCUUAUUCCACUCAUCCGUAUGUUCAUUUCAAGCAUGGAUGUAGAUGUGGACACUCAAUGUACCGUUCAGCAUUAUCUCAAUCUCAUUCAGAAAAGGGCAUCGGGAGAACUGUUGACGACUGCAUCAUGGAUGCGCAAGUUCAUCACUACGCACCCGGACUACAAGCAGGACUCUGUUGUCAGUGAGCGUAUCAACUAUGAUUUGCUUCUGCUGAUGUCAAAGAUCCAAGAUGGGUCUGUUGGCUGUCCUGAGCUGUUUGGAACGUCCACGAGCAAAACAAAGGCUCACAUUCCAUCUGCCAUCCUCAACGCAUCUGGCCCACUUUCGGCACCAGGUGGAUCUGCAAAGCAGCAGUGAAAUCAGUUUGAUCGUUUUGCCCGUGGAGUGCUGAAUGAUAGUGUGCAGUGCUUGUUCACAAAGCCAGAUGCUUGUUAGCAGUUAAUAUUGGCCUAUGGGAGAUAAUUUAUUUUUAUAUCUUACCAGUGAGUGUAAACCAACCGUUAUUUGCGUACAUACACGGUUAAACAUGCGACCUGUACUGUAAACAAGAUGGCCAUGCCAGUAGUUUCACGACAUGCCAAGUUGCCUUUGAAAUCACUACAUUAUGUUAGAAGGCUAUUAAAGUAGUCAUGAGCUGAACUAGUCGAUGGGUUUUUCAGAGGUCUAGUACCCAUGUAUUAUCAAAAUUAUAAUAUAGUUUGCUCAACAUGUACAUUUGUGCAUCUUUAGGGAGCAGUAGACGUGAAUGUGGGUGCUGUAUAUCUAGUCUGUUUCAAAUCGUAUCCUGCUUACCUGGUUACUGCUGCUUAGAAUUUCGCACGCCAUACCUGGGAGCACAGAAAAUCUUAUAUAUACAGGAUGCUUUAAUGUGGUGCAAGAAAGGCUUGGUCAACAAACGUGAUGUAUACCGUUAUUAGCCCAUUUCAUUUCUAUUUUCAAGCCUGGUGUCCACUGCACCCAGGCCUUUCUGAUGGUAUAUUUGCAAAUAAGCGACACUAAUGUAUGUGCAUGAUUGUAGCUUUAUGUGUGCUUUCUUGUCUCACUCAGAAUAAGUGCCCAAAUUUAUAUUUGUUUCAGUGGCGGUGUGCUACGUUUGAUUAUAUAAUCUUUGGGCAUGCCAAGGUCCUUUUUACCUGACAUUCCGCUAAGAUAUAUGUGAUAGUUGUUUUACAGGAAGCUUAUUGUUUGUUAGAAUAAGCACAUUAGCUCGUUGCAAGAACAAAUGUUUUCUGUUGGUAUAAUGUGCUUUUGAUGUAUUGUGAAAUUACCUUUAUUGGCGAUAUUGUCUUUUUACGAGAUUAGUUCUUGUUAAUAAAUAGUUGAAUCAAAAUGAAUUUCGAAUUUUUCAAGGCGAGUAUUGCGACAUUGUGAAUCCUCAAACUUUCAAUUUUGGGCUGAAACUAAAAAGACAGAUGUUCAAGAGGAUAUAUUUGCUUGAAUAAAUGAAAUAUUGCGACUACCUUUA